UCUCAGCAAGUUAUUUCAUUUGUUUUAUGCAUUCUAUCAUAGCUAUAAUGAUUUUAUCUCGUCUAGUUUAACGGUAUUGUUUCGUAUCUAUGGAUUCUAUAUUUUAUAACCACCCACGCAUAAACCUGUGACGUAGUACACAAUAGCACUCGGAAUUUUUUUACAACAAUCAGAAAGACGGAAGAUAAUUUUAUUGUCUGGCUAAGUUUAGUUUUCAACGACAUAUGUUCCGACUGAAUACAAACUCAAAGCCAUGAGUUCUAUUUCUGAUCAUGAUACGGCACCAGCAGAUUUGUCUGGUGACCAUGGCAACGAAAACAAGAUGGAGAUCUUGCCAAGGUGUUGUGGUGAAGGUUCUGACUGUGAGAAAUGUGUUGGAUGUGAAGUAAUGAACUGUGAUGCUGGUCCGUGCAAGAAACAAAGAGUCACAACUCAUCUACCACAGACCUCACAUUGCCGCAGUGAUCACCCCUUGGUGCUAAAUAACCCCAGUAAUAGCAACUCUAGUAACAUUAACUCUCAUUCUCUCGAUGGUUGGAAUAAAGAAAUGGACAAUUUAGAGGAGACCUGUCACCAUGGUGAUUCUCCUUCCAUGGUGAAUGAAACUUUAUUUCAUGGUUGUCUCACUUUGUGUGCAGAAAUUGACACUGAUAAUGACAAAACUCUUGGGAAAGGUAACCAUGGAGAUCUGUCCCAGAACUGUUCAUCUUUGUUUAUAGAAAAUAACACUGAUCCAUUUCACAGAGAAAAUAAUGAUGAUAACCUGUCAAAGAUUUCAGAAAAAGAUAUUGACUCAUUUCACAGAGAAAAUAAUGAUGAUAACCUGUCAAAGAUUUCAGAGAAAGAUAUUGACUCAUUUCACAUAGAAAAUAAUGAUGAUAACCUGUCAAAGAUUUCAAAGAUUUCAGCGAAAGAUAUUGACUCAUUUCACAGAGAAAAUAAUGAUGAUAACCUGUCAAAGAUUUCAGCGAAAGAUAUUGACUCAUUCCACAGAGAAAAUAAUGAUGAUAACCCGUCAAAGAUUUCAGCGAAAGAUAUUGACUCAUUCCACGGGGAAAAUAAUAAUGGAAACGUAUCUAACAUUGUAGACACCUACACUUUUGAUGGAAACCUACCAAAGAUUUCAGAGAAACACACAGACACAUUUUGUUUGAAAAGUGAUGCAUCCUCAACAUCAAGUUCAUGGACAUUGCUACGAGAAGAUAACACCAAUGGUGAAAAUAUUUGUUAUAUUUCUAAACUUGAUAAUCAUACAGUCUCCUGCUUGCCAACAGAUUUAAAUAACUCCAAUUUAACAGAGACAGUGUCAGCAAUAAGCUCUAAAACAGCAUGUCAUUCAGAACAAGAUACUAAUGAAUGCACGUCUCUUGAGAACAACUGUUUGGAUGAGGCAUCAGGAUGUGAGCCUUCAGUGAGUCUAAACAAACUGAAAACCAAAGACGAAACAUCAUCAUCUAGUGAUGACAUCUCACAGCAAGCCGUGAGUCCUUAUAAGAAUUACGACAGCGAUACAAGAGAUUUGUGUCAGUUUGGCGAACUUUUAGACAGAAAUAUGAAUUGUGAAACUAGCGGAAGUCAAUCUACAUGCAUCCAGUCGAAUGUAGUGAAUUGUACGAAAGUAGAUGUUUUAACGAUGCCUGCGAUAGAUCAGAAAUCUGAGUCCCCCAUGUCUUUCAUGGACGAAACCCAUCAGGAUUCUUCCACUAGUACUAACAAUUUCUACCUAUCAAACUUUUCGAAAAUUCCGUUUGGGAUUCUCAUUAAUAUUUUCCGUUAUUUAUCACUCUCUGAACUUCUGCACAAAGUGUGUUUGGUGUGUCACCAUUGGCACGAGGCCGCACAGGACCCGUCAUUAUGGCGCCGUGUGAGUCUGGUUGGACAGACCCGACUGACCGAUGAGGUCCUGGACAUGGUGACGUCUUACAGUGAUCGCGUCCUGUAUCUCGACAUCACAGAUUGUGGACAAGACAUUUUCACCGAUGCAGGUAUCAUAUCUGUACUGAGGAAGUGUUCUAAUCUAAGGACAUUUAAGAUGGCAAGGUAUUCAAAGUUUCUAGAUGAUACAUUUGCACAUAUUGGUACCUGCUGUCCUGCACUACGACACCUCAACCUUGACGUUUGUUACUUCUCUGUCACAGACAAAACUCUGAUUGGAAUUGGAAAGGGUUGUCCGCACCUGGAGUAUUUGUAUCUAAGUCAGUGCAAUCUGAUUUCUGAUGAAGGAAUGGUCAUGAUAGCUCGCGGCUGUCCCAAACUCAAACAACUCCGCGUGGAUCAGUGUGUCAAGAUCAAAGAUAAAAGCUUGCAGGAGUUGGCUAAUGGGUGUCCUGACAUUGAUUAUCUACAUCUGUUAUCGUGUAGUCUUACCGACAAUGGUAUUGAACAUCUAUCAAAGUUGCUGAAUUUACGUAUGCUGGAUAUCUCCAAGAUUCAGCAGCUGAGUUCCCGGUGUGUUGAGAUGAUGGUUCGUUCGUGUAAGAAACUCACGGUCCUCAGCGUGUCACUGAACCGAGCCGUCGACGAUGAGUGUAUCCGCGUCAUCGUUCAGGAGUGUACCAACCUAAAACGCUUCUCUUGUGUGGCGUGCAACAUCACUGAUAAAGCGUUAGAGUACAUGGGCACGUACAGCAAGACACUGGAGAAGGUGGAUGUCGCAUGGUGUGGAGACAUCACUGAUGAAGGAGUCCGCUUCAUAUCGGAGAAACUCGUCUCCCUCGAGUACCUGGGACUCCUCCAGUGCAGGCAGAUCACCAUGGAAACCAUCGAGGACCUGGUUGAGAAAUACCCACACAUUCAUUACUCCAACUUUGUGCUGGAGUCUCGCAAGUUGAUUGAACAGGCUCAGAAAGCAGGCUUUAAAAUCCCGCCUAUUAAAGACCUGCAACAUCAGUAAUAGCUUGUCAAUCCAGGAGAAUGUGGCUUUAAAAUCCCGCCUAUUAAAGACCUGCAACAUCAGUGAUGGCUUGUCAAUCCAGGAGAAUGUGGCUUUAAAAUUUAUCAGUGAUGGCUCGUUAAUCCAGGAGAAUGUGGCUUUAAAAUCCCGCCUAUUAAAGACCUGCAACAUCAGUGAUGGCUCGUCAAUCCAGGAGAAUGUGGCUUUAAAAUUCCGCCAAUUAAAGACCUGCAACAUCAGUGAUGGCUCGUCAAUCCAGGAGAAUGUGGCUUUAAAAUCCCGCCUAUUAAAGACCUGCAACAUCAGUGAUGGCUCGUCAAUCAAGGAGAAUGUGGCUUUAAAAUCCCGCCUAUUAAAGACCUGCAACAUCAGUGAUGGCUCGUCAAUCCAGGAGAAUGUGGCUUUAAAAUCCCGCCUAUUAAAGACCUGCAACAUCAGUGAUGGCUCGUCAAUCAAGGAGAAUGUGGCUUUAAAAUCCCGCCUGUUAAAGACCUACAACAUCAGCGAUGGCUCGUCAGUCCAGGAGAAUGUGGCUUCCAAGAAGCUGGUGCCAAACUUAGCUUACUUAAUAGGAAGGAGCAUGUGAUUAUCAGAGUUGUAACCUGCAAUUCCUUUGUAAAUUAGGCAGUGUGUUCCAGCCAUCUAAAGGUGACACCACACGAUAUGAGUGCCUUAUAAAAAAAAUAGCUGACUACAUAGCAGUCAUCCUGUCUGUGGGAUGGUGCAUAUAAAAGAUCCCUUGCUACUAAUGAAAACGUUUAACACGUUUCCUCACUAUAUGUCAAAAUAUCAAAUGUAGCCGAUUAAUAAUAAGUGCUUAGUGGUGUCAUUAAACAAAAACAUACUUUACAUAGCAAUCUGUGAAACCGUAAUGUCUGGUGACGAUGAAACCGUAAUGUUGUCUGGUGACCAUGAAACCGUAAUGUUGUCUGGUGACGAUGAAACCGUAAUGUUGUCUGGUGACGACGAAACCGUAAUGUUAUCUGGUGACGAAACCGUAAUGUUGUCUGGUGACGAUAGGCCAUUUUUGUGGCUAUUCUUGUACAAGGAACUCGUAUUGUGUGGCACCGCUAAAACAUUAGGUUUUACAUGGCUAUAGUUUACAAUGUACUGGGUGCCACAUGGCUAUAGUUUACAAUGUACUGGGUGCCACAUGGCUAUAGCUUACAAUGUAGUGUGUGCCACAUAGCUAUAGUUUACAAUGUAUUGGGUGCCACAUAGCUAUAGUUUACAAUGUACUGGGUGCCACAUAGCUAUAGUUUACAAUGUAGUGUGUGCCACAUAGCUAUAGUUUACAAUGUACUGUGUGCCACAUAGCUAUAGCUUACAAUGUACUGGGUGCCACAUAGCUAUAGCUUACAAUGUAGUGGGUGCCACAUGGCUAUAGUUUACAAUGUACUGGGUGCCACAUAGCUAUAGUUUACAAUGUACUGGGUGCCACAUAGCUAUAGUUUACAAUGUAGUGUGUGCCACAUGGCUAUAGUUUACAAUGUACUGGGUGCCACAUGGCUACAGUUUACAAUGUACUGGGUAGCAGAUAGCUAUAGUUUACAAUGUACUGGGUGCCACAUAGCUAUAGUUUACAAUGUACUGGGUGCCACAUAGCUACAGUUUACAAUGUACUGGGUGCCACAUAGCUACAGUUUACAAUGUACUGGGUAGCAGAUAGCUAUAGUUUACAAUGUACUGGGUGCCACAUAGCUAUAGUUUACAAUGUACUGGGUACCAGAUGCAAUAGUUUUUAUCCAGCGUCAAAACAUUGUCAUUGGUAAAGCUUGUGACCUGUGGCAAUUCACAUUGCAGUCUUGACCAUUGCUGUUGGUGGCACUGUUAAGUUAAAAGUAUACUACAUGUAUUUAGACAGUAAAACUGAUUUUUGGUAAUUAGAGCUUGUUUACCAUUAUUAACUUUCAUGUUUAUUAUUUAAAACUUUCUUUCUUAAAGUUUCUGAUCAUCCUGUGUUUAUAUUAGCAGAUUUUAAAAAGGCAGUAAACUUCUGUGUUGCAUCAAGGUGGUUGAUCAUGUCCAUUGAUAGCAAGAACGAAAGUUAUAAAAUAUUUUUUAAAUGUUGCUGUAAUGUCUGGCAUACGUGUAGUUACAUGCAAGUCCUCACAUUCUGACUCGUUGAAGCCAUGUGUUUUUUUGUCUCAGAACUGAAGUACCAACAUUAUGACUUGUUGAAUUACAGUGGACAAAUGUAUAUGAAAAAAAUUACUGCCCAGAAAAUGUAUCAAAUGAAACGAGGCUUGGGAUGUCAUAAGCACUGUUAAAAUUGGUUUAGGAUUUGAAACGCACAUAACAGCUUUUAUAGAACUAGAAGUGAAACAAAUGUCUAAUAUUUUUUAAGUAUAAACUAAUCAGAAUAAUAAUCAGAGGACUCUGAAGAUUUUACGCCAUCCCAAUGAGAUGUUCGGGCCAGUCUACUUACGUAUGCCAUUUGUUUGAUGUCAGGUUAAGCAGGCAUCGAAAUAAGUCGAGAACGGUCGUUCAGGUUACGGUGUUUCGUUCUCGACAAACAUUUCAAUGUAACGGUAGUUUCGUUUCCGAACGUAAACCAGGCAAUGCAUUCCGGACUUCUGCGUUUCAUUUUCUUGUAAGGAAUUGCAUCUAUGUUCGCGCGCACUUGUGCAAUUCCAAGCAGUUUAUGCAAUAUAUUAUUUGCAAUACUAAUUUAGACAAUUAUUACUCCCCCCCCCCCCCCCCCCAGCCAAUAAUAUGUAAUGUAUGCUUAUAGAUUCCCCCACCCCAUCCACCAAUAAUGUAGGCAAACUUAUAGAUUUUUGCCAGUUUAAGUGACAUAUUAAUGUUUGUCACCAGUUUGAUUAUCCUGUGAUAAAAUUACACUACAAAUGAACUAUGAACCUGUGUGAUUUAAGCCUGUUCAUCAAGAUUGUAAAUAAAAUUGUUAUUUAUGAA
Messenger RNA from Gigantopelta aegis, 5809 nucleotides. RefSeq lists its product as uncharacterized. NCBI's taxonomy places the organism in Eukaryota, Metazoa, Mollusca, Gastropoda, Neomphalida, Peltospiridae. Gene Ontology annotation, biological process: SCF-dependent proteasomal ubiquitin-dependent protein catabolic process. Gene Ontology annotation, cellular component: SCF ubiquitin ligase complex. The record is from RefSeq and is a predicted model, not a curated record. The transcript has 7 exons. Bases 254 to 2893 code for a protein of 879 amino acids. Gene Ontology annotation, molecular function: protein binding.